Linum tenue is the source of this 1464-nucleotide messenger RNA. NCBI's taxonomy places the organism in Eukaryota, Viridiplantae, Streptophyta, Magnoliopsida, Malpighiales, Linaceae. The record is from the annotation of a GenBank genome assembly.
AUGGAAGAUGUGGAAACUACUACAGAGAAGACUCAAAAGGAAUCGGUGUGGGGAGAAGGGUCCAGCAGACUCUUCACGAACUUGCACCAAGCGGAUGAAUGGUACGUGGCGGACUCUGAUUCCGAGGAUAUUGCUGCGGCCAUGAGGGAAGACGAUCUAGACGAUGAGAUCCCAGAAGACGAUGACCCGCUAUGCCCGACGAUUGCCUUCACGGCUUUAGAGAAACAACGAUGGAGACGAGAAUGGCGGUCUGCCCUAAUCAUCAAAGUCUUAGGCCGCACGUUUCCUUUCCCGGCUAUCGCUCGUAGACUUGAAGUCUUGUGGGCAAAGUGUGGUACAAUCCAGGUGUCGAGCCUCUCGUUUGGUUUCUACGUGGUAAGGUUUACAAGCCAAAUCGAUUAUGAGCUGGCAAUGGGCGGCGGACCGUGGAUGAUGGGAGAUUUCUACAUUACGGUUCGGCCCUGGCGGGGCAAUUUCGAUCCCAGAACAGCGGAGGUUGCGUCGACGAUGGUAUGGGCGCGAUUCCUGGGGCUCCCUAGAGAAUUUAUCAACAAGGAAGCUGUGGAGCGCAUUGCGGAGAGGAUAGGUAGGCCUAUACGAGUGGAUCGUGCAACUCAAUCGGGAGAUCGCGGAAAAUAUGCACGUGUUAGCAUUGAAGUGGACCUCACCAAACCUCUCCUACCAAAAUUCAAGAUAGAAGGAAUAACCUACUACGUAGAGUACGAAGGACUACAUCGUAUUUGUUCGGAUUGUGGAAAAUACGGUCAUAUGAAAGCUGCGUGCCCCAGCCUUCAAAAGAGUAAUGUCCCCCCACCGGUUGUAGUCCAGGAAGAGAGAGACACUAGCCCGUCCAGUACCUAUGGGGAAUGGAUGAUAGCUCCAGUACGUGGGAGAGGGAACAGGAACAGAAAAGAAGGCCCAGACAAGGUUGACGAAAAGAAACAGGAGCCCAGUAAUGAGGCGACUCUGAGCCCUUCAUCAGGCUCCUGCUUUGCUGUGCUCACUGAGGAGGAGGAUGGCACAAUGAAGGAGGCAGCCAGUUUGCACCAAGUGGAGGAGCAACGGGACAAAGAGCAGGCCGAAGUUAUUGAGAUGGAGGCGGUCACGAAGGACUCAGCGGAACUUGGUGAGAAGGUGGAUACUCAAAAAAGGGCGCCCAAGCUGAGUGGCACCCCAGCUAGCCAACCCAAGAAUGUCGACCAGGGCACUCUGGAAGGCAUCGAGGGUGUUAACCCAAAAGAUAGUGUUCGGAACAUGCAAUUUAGCACAAAAAAUGGCCACAGUGUUGGGCACCCGCGAAGUAACACCCUUGAGCCAAGAGUAAAUGGUGAGAAGAAUAAGAAACUAACUCCGGCCAAGAAAAUUCCGGCCACAGUGGACAAAGUAAACCAGGCGGGGUCUGCCCAGCCAAAUAACGCUUCGAAAGACGGCGCGGGGAGCCGAUCCCCUUCGGUUAAUAGAUGA